GCCGGAAGUUGUAGUCCGCUGGGGACUGGCUCCGCGGGAGGCGUCGGGGGAGCCAGCAGCCCAGGUGGCGCUGUAGUGUGAGUGACCUCGGCGGGAGGAGCCUAGGACCCACAGUCAUGGCUGCGGUGGCGGUGGCUGUUCGCGAAGAAUCGAGAUCCGAGAUGAAGACUGAACUUUCUCCUCGGCCCGGGGCAGCGGGGCGGGAGUUGACCCAAGAAGAGAAGCUUCAGCUUCGAAAAGAAAAGAAACAGCAGAAGAAGAAACGGAAGGAGGAAAAGGGGGCAGACCAAGAAAUUGGCUCUGCUGUAUCUGCAGCUCAACGUCAAGACCCAAUCAGAGAACUCCCAGGACCUGGUAGUCAGCUGGGGGGGACUGCUGGGGAGAAACUGCCAGCUGGCCGGAGUAAGGCAGAACUUCGCGCCGAAAGGAGAGCCAAGCAGGAGGCAGAGCGGGCCCUGAAACAGGCAAGAAAAGGGGACCAAGGAGGCGCCCCUCCUCAGGCCUGCCCCAGCACUGCUGGAGAAGCCACCUCAGGAGUGAAGCGUGUCCCCGAGCACACCCCGGGUGAUGACCCCACACUUCUGAGGAGGCUCCUUAGAAAGCCAGAUCGACAACAGGUUCCUACACGAAAAGAUUACGGAUCCAAAGUCAGUCUCUUCUCCCACCUGCCCCAGUACAGCAGACAGAGCUCCUUGACCCAGUACAUGAGCAUCCCAUCCUCUGUGAUCCACCCAGCCAUGGUGCGACUCGGUCUGCAGUACUCCCAGGGCCUCAUCAGUGGCUCCAAUGCCCGGUGCAUCGCUCUGCUUCAUGCCCUGCAGCAGGUGAUUCAAGAUUACACAACACCACCCAGUGAGGAACUCUCUAGGGAUCUUGUAAAUAAACUAAAACCCUACAUCAGCUUCCUGACGCAGUGCCGCCCCAUGUCGGCAAGUAUGUGCAACGCCGUCAAGUUCCUAACCAAGGAAGUCACUGGCAUGAGCAGCUCCAAGCGGGAGGAGGAGGCCAAGUCAGAGCUUAGAGAAGCCAUCGGUCGGUAUGUACAAGAGAAGAUUGUGCUAGCGGCUCAAGCAAUCUCACGAUUUGCUUCUAUGAAGAUCAGUGAUGGGGACGUGAUCCUGGUGUACGGAUGCUCAUCUCUGGUGUCGAGAAUUCUCCAGGAGGCCAGGGUCGAGGGCAAGCGGUUUCGGGUGGUGGUGGUGGACAGCCGGCCCCGGCUGGAAGGAAGGCACAUGCUCCACUCUCUUGUUCGUGCUGGGGUCCCUACCUCCUAUCUGCUGAUUCCUGCAGCCUCCUAUGUGCUUCCAGAGGUGAGGAUUCUCACAGCAAAGGAAUUCCAGAGAUAA
Molecule: messenger RNA, 1346 nt
Organism: Mus pahari (shrew mouse)
Lineage: Eukaryota; Metazoa; Chordata; Mammalia; Rodentia; Muridae
Gene: Eif2b4
Product: eukaryotic translation initiation factor 2B subunit delta
Exons: 11
Coding region: 117-1346 (409 amino acids)
Source: RefSeq, a predicted model, not a curated record